AACCCCAGAGCAGGGUUUUACAUCAAAGAGAGUUUUAGAAAUUUGGUAUCGAUGAGUGGAGGUGGAGCACCCGAUUUUUUCUACAGGGAAGCUCAACGUCUCGGCUAUGUUGCUCGUUCAGCUUUCAAGUUGCUUCAAAUACAGAAUCAAUAUAAGUUAAUAAAGCCAGGUUGUUCAGUUCUUGACCUUGGUUGUGCCCCCGGUGCUUGGCUUCAGGUUGCUUGUCAGAGUUUGGGUCCAUUGAAGAAUGGUGGGGCUGUUGUGGGAAUUGAUGUUAAGAAGGUAAAGGUUCCUUCUCUUCACUGUGAUGCAAGGGUUCAAACUAUUUCCGCUGAUGUCAUGAAACUAUCCAAGCCACAAGUUAUGGAACUCUCGCCUAAGAAAAAAGGGUUCUCAGUUAUACUUUCAGAUAUGUGUCCUUCGGUUUCAGGAAUUUCAACUCGGGAUGCGGCUUUGUCCUUCGAGUUAGGUGUGCGAGCACUCGAUUUAGCUGUCGGUAGAGCCAUGAGCGUGUCAAAUGAUAAUUUCCAAAAUGAAGGAGUGUCAUGCACUUGUAGUCCAUAUGAUAAGGGUGUAUUGCUGUCCAGAGGGCAUCUCGUCAUUAAGCUUCUGGAGAGCGAGGAUACAAAAGAAUUGAGCCAGAUUUGUAAACCACUCUUUAAAAAAUCAACAUGGUUAAGGCCCAAGGCUACAAGAUCCUCAUCCAGAGAGAUUUAUUUAAUUUGUCAAGAUUUAAAGUCACAGUAAGGUUCAGAAUCUUUAGGUCCGCAACUAUUUGCUACCCCAAUGGCCUCCCGGAUAUGAAUGUCAAAUUCGGGUAUGUUUAAUUUUUUUAAAUGUAUUUGGAGUAUCAUAUCUCCAUACUCAUAUCCCAAAAACAUAUCGAACCCAGAAUAAGAAAUGCUCUUGAGAA
Gossypium arboreum is the source of this 913-nucleotide messenger RNA. RefSeq lists its product as uncharacterized. The coding region runs from base 52 to 747 and encodes 231 amino acids. The record is from RefSeq and is a predicted model, not a curated record. Lineage: Eukaryota; Viridiplantae; Streptophyta; Magnoliopsida; Malvales; Malvaceae. Gene Ontology annotation, biological process: RNA methylation. Gene Ontology annotation, molecular function: rRNA (uridine-2'-O-ribose)-methyltransferase activity. The transcript has 6 exons.